Branchiostoma belcheri (Belcher's lancelet) is the source of this 1860-nucleotide messenger RNA. RefSeq lists its product as uncharacterized. Lineage: Eukaryota; Metazoa; Chordata; Leptocardii; Amphioxiformes; Branchiostomatidae. The record is from RefSeq and is a predicted model, not a curated record. The transcript has 3 exons. The coding region runs from base 44 to 1291 and encodes 415 amino acids.
AUACAAAAUGGCGGCGAUCGGCUGAAAAAUCAUCCCGUAGUUCAUGUUUUACCACUUCGCCGUCUGUGGUUUGCGAAUGGCAGCACAGAAGACAGCUACACUGAUCCAUCUGAAGGGGUGGGCUCUUCCAGCCAAGGAUCUCAGGAUGCUGCACUUCCAUCGCGCACAGCGGACAUUUAGCACGGAACCGAAGGUGUGGGGUGUGAAGCUUGCAGGCAUCCAUGGCACCUGUAAAGGUGUGUGGUUCUACAGCAUCCAGGGUGUGUUCAGGGCAGUGUUCGAGCUUCACAACAGACAGAGCCAGCUGGAGUGUCUAACUGUUCUACAGGAGCUAUGGAGACUGAGAUUCGAUGAUGAUCUACUACAAGAAUCAUACAAUAUAAAGCAGGACACAGAAAUUGAAGAAAAUGGACAAACAGCAGGCAGAAACAAAAGUCAACAAGUUGCCUCUGUUGGAAAACAGUCCUUAGCAAUGUCUGUUGUUCCUCAGUCAGAUUGUAAACAAACUGCCCUGGCACCAACCUCUCAGCAAAAUACCACACAAUCCUGUGGACUGAAAGGUCAUGAGAAAGAGGUACCGACUGAUGCCUUAGAGCAGACCACUCACAUGCAGCUGCAAAUUGGUGCUAAUGAGGUUGAACAUGACUCGCCUGAUAGUAAUGACACAGAGAGUAGGAAUGAUGAUUCUAUCACAGAUCACAACUACAGCAGUUCACAUCCCGAUGAUGUCUUGUGCCAAGUAAUCAGGACGUUAGACAACUUAGCAGAGCAGCAGCAGCUGGAUGUCUUUUUGAGAAGAUGUAUCGAGUUGCUGACAAGCCUUGUUUCCAUUCUUAAGGACACAAGAAGCCUGGGGCUACCCCUGGAUCUCUUAGGAUAUUUUGUGACGAAUGUUAGGCAGCUGAAAGAGGACCAGCUGCAGGACGAAGACCACAUGAGGCAGACGUCAAUGGUAGUAGUCAGUGAGUGGUUAGGACAGCAGUUUCAACGGAGCAAUAAAGACAUUGUCGGAAAGGUGGAGGACUUUAAGAAGAGACACAUCAUGUGUGUGGACAACCUUCCACCGGCGGAGGAAAUCAUUGAUGAUCUCUUCCCUCCUGCGAUGAAGACGUUAUUUCUGACCUGGAUGGCUUCGUCAUCGUCCGGUAACAGAGAGUCUGGCGGAGGAGCCGACUGUCUGAUGUUUGACAGUAGUCAGUUCCCUGUCCUUCAGCUCAUCUUGGAGUUCUCCAAUCACACCCUGAUCUCUGGUGUGGCUCAUGUAUUAUACAGCAGGUUGAUACACUCCUAGAGUGCUCUAUAUAUUAUACAACAGGUUGAUCACACACUCCUACAGUGGGCAGUAAAGAAGGGAGUCUGCCAGUUCAAUCUGCGUCUCCUAUCGGGUAUUAAUAAAAGACAUCCAUCAUUUGUCCAGACUGUCUAUGUUUGAUACAUUAUCUUCAUAAUGAGAUUUGCGGAUUCCAUUAGUUGCAUUGUUGAAUGGAUUUGUAGCCUUCCAUCAUAGAUUAGAUCAUGCUUGAGGGGUACUGAAUUAUUCCUUGCAAAAGUUUGAAUGACAUAAAUAAAUAAAUGAGAAAUCAAUGUUAAUUCGAUUUGGAUGUUGCAUUGGUCCCGAAAAUGUAGGUAAACACUCUGAAUGUGAUGUAAUCUCCAUGAGGACAUGAUGGCUCAUUCUUUGUCCUUGGAUUUCAUUUUUGAUUCCUAAAAGAACAGGUAAUUUUCUCUGUUAGACUGUUUGUCCUAUACCAAAUUCAUCCUAUCAUGUUAGUUUGUAUCACGAUAAACUUGUUUUGAAAUAGUAUAGUCUACAUGCAGACAUUUAGUUCCAGGAGGCAUUGGUCCCACUGGCCUGCCCUG